This is a messenger RNA of Ilyonectria robusta, 3864 nucleotides long. RefSeq names its product hydantoinase B/oxoprolinase. Gene Ontology annotation, biological process: glutathione metabolic process. NCBI's taxonomy places the organism in Eukaryota, Fungi, Ascomycota, Sordariomycetes, Hypocreales, Nectriaceae. Gene Ontology annotation, cellular component: cytosol. Bases 1 to 3864 code for a protein of 1287 amino acids. The transcript is spliced from 13 exons. The record is from RefSeq and is a predicted model, not a curated record. Gene Ontology annotation, molecular function: 5-oxoprolinase (ATP-hydrolyzing) activity.
AUGGGUUCUCUUCCGGAACGAACGAACGGGAUCCGAAUCUCAAUUGACAGGGGAGGUACCUUUACUGACUGCGUCGCUACCGUUCCCGGUCGCGACGAUAUUUUAAUCAAGCUUCUUUCUGUGGAUCCCAACAACUAUCCCGAUGCUCCCGUGGAGGCAAUUCGUAGGGUGCUGGAACAGGCCACUGGCCGGUCCUAUCCCAGGGGAGAAAAGAUAUCUCUGAGGGGUGUUGAAUCCAUCAGAAUGGGUACAACGGUAGCCACAAAUGCACUGCUUGAACGAAAGGGCGAGCGCACCGUCUUCGUUGUUACCAAGGGAUUAAAGGACCUCCUUCAUAUUGGAAACCAGUCAAGACCAAAACUUUUUGACAUGGCAAUUAAUAAGCCCGAUACUUUGUAUUCCAAGGUCAUCGAGGUCGCUGAAAGAGUGACUCUGGAGUCAUGGACAGAGAGCAAGAAACCCACACCCAUCGAUAUUGCCUCAGACUCUGCAUUAGUGGAGGGUGUUACUGGUGAAGUAGUCAGAAUUCUUGAGCCCUUGGACCUGGAAUCCACCAAGCAGUCUCUUCAAGCUGCAUAUGAUGAAGGAUAUCGAUCUGUUGCCGUCUGCCUAAUGCACAGCUUCACCUUCCGCGACCACGAACUAGCCGUCGGCAAACUUGCCGAAGCCAUUGGAUUCACCCACGUUUCGCUCAGUGCGGAGCUAUCUCCUGUGGUCAAGAUCGUUCCCCGAGGCAACUCAUCAACAGCGGAUGCCUACUUGACCCCAGAGAUCAAACGCUAUAUCAGCGGGUUCGAGUCUGGUUUCGAAGAUCUUAGGACUAGUGGCUGUCGCUGCGAGUUCAUGCAGAGCGACGGCGGACUGGUUGAGUUUUCUAGUCUGUCUGGGCUGAGAUCUAUCCUCUCGGGACCUGCGGGUGGCGUUGUUGGAUAUGCCAGGACAUGCUACGACGAGAAGGACGGAACUCCAGUCAUCGGAUUUGACAUGGGCGGCACGAGUACAGAUGUUUCAAGGUAUACUGGACAGUUGGAACAGGUAUUUGAGACCACCACUGCCGGCGUCAUCGUCCAGAGUCCUCAAUUAGACAUCAACACCGUCGCUGCAGGUGGCGGAAGCAUCCUGACCUGGCAGAGUGGCAUGUUCAAGGUUGGACCCGAGAGCGCUUCUGCAAACCCAGGACCCGCAUGCUAUCGAAAGGGCGGUCCGUUGACCGUCACUGACGCCAACCUCAUCCUCGGACGGCUGCGUCCCGAGUUCUUCCCCCGGAUAUUUGGCCCAAAUGAGGACUUACCACUUGAUAUCGAUGCCAGUCGUUGUUUAUUUGAGAGUAUGACUGCCGAGAUAAAUAAAGAGGUCACUGAGAAGCUAUCCGUGGAGGAGGUAGCCAUUGGAUUCCUCGACGUUGCGAAUGAAUCCAUGUGUCGGCCCAUUCGCACUCUUACCGAAGCCAAGGGAUACGAUGCUGGUCUUCACAAUCUCGCAUCCUUCGGCGGCGCCGGCGGACAGCACGCGUGUGAUAUUUCCACUGCGCUGGGGAUUUCGCGCAUCCUCAUCCACAAGUACUCAUCCGUUCUCUCGGCACACGGAAUGGCCCUUGCGGAUGUCGUUCAAGAAGAGCGUAGCCCAUCUGCGGCUACCUACUCCCCCGAGAACUUCGCCUUGUUCGCAGCCGAGCUGGAUAAGCUCCAAGACAACGCAAUCGAGGCUUUGCUGGCACAGCAGAUUCCCAAGUCGCGCAUUGUGUCGGAGCGGUAUCUCAACAUGCGGUACCAUGGAAGUGACACGGCGCUCAUGAUCCAAGACAAACCCGGAUCUGGAGGAUAUCUGGCCGAAUUUGAAAAGGCUCACCAGAGUCAAUUCGGCUUCUUGCCCACUGGGCGCGACGUCAUUGUAGAUGACUGCCGAGUACGAUCAAUUGGACAAAGUCCCACGGAUCCCACAACGCCGUGGCCUGUAGAGAUGGCAUCCUCCGAGGCUGUCUGGACCACCAAGGCUCAUAUGACCAAGGAUGUCUAUUUCAAGGGUUUGGGCUGGGGCAAGACUCCAAUCCGCGGCCCUGCUUUGAUCAUCGACGACAAGCAGACAAUCGUCAUCGUCCCGGAGGCCACAGCCACCAUCCUUUCAAACACAGUCGUCAUCGAUGUACAAGUUGGAAGCAAGGCAACCUUGUCCUCUAAACAAGCCAAUCCCAUCCAACUCUCCAUCUUCGGGCACCGGUUCAUGGGCGUGGCCGAACAGAUGGGCCGAGCCCUUCAGAAGACCAGCGUCAGCACCAACAUCAAAGAGCGACUGGACUUUUCCUGCACGGUGUUUUCUCCGGAUGGUGGACUUGUGGCAAAUGCACCUCAUGUUCCCGCAAUGAUUGGUAGUAUGGCGUUUGCUGUGAAGUGGCAGAUCCAGCACUGGGGAGACAAACUUCGUCCUGGCGAUGUGAUUCUUUCCAACGCUCCUGAUUGUGGCGGCACUCACUUGCCAGAUCUUACCGUGAUUACACCUGUGUUCAAUACUGAAGGAACCAAGAUUAUUUUCUGGACAGCAUCACGAGGCCAUCAUGCUGAUAUUGGUGGCAUUCUUCCUGGAUCAAUGCCUCCCAACUCGAAAGAGCUGUGGGAGGAAGGCGCAGUCAUCAAGGCCUUCAAAGUGAUUGAGGGAGGCGAGUUCAAGGAAAAGGAACUCACCGAGUUGCUUAUGGCACCUUCUAAAUCACCAGGAUGUCAAGGAACUCGCUGCUUGAAAGACAACAUCUCAGACAUCAAGGCCCAAGCUGCGGCGAACCACCGUGGUAGCCAGUUGAUCCAUGGCCUCAUCGAGGAUUAUGGCCUUGAGGUUGUGCAGUUUUAUAUGGAGGAGAUCCAAGGCGCGGCUGAACGAGCCGUUCGAGAUAUGCUCAGGACAAUCUACAAAUCGACAGAUGGCAAGCCUUUGGAGGCAGUUGACUACAUGGACGAUGGUACUCCCAUUCAGCUCCGAGUGAGUAUCGACGAGUCUUCCGGUGGGGCCAUCUUCGACUUUGAGGGCACGGGACCAGAGGCCUAUGGGAACUGGAACGCGCCAAUAGCAAUUUGCCACUCGGCAAUCAUUUUCGCACUUCGCUGCAUGGUUAGCAUGGACAUUCCUCUCAACCAAGGUGCCAUUCGGCCGAUCGACAUCCGCAUUCCCGAGGCAUCGCUACUUCAACCUUCAGAAGAUGCCGCGGUAUGCGCUGGCAAUGUUCUGACAUCUCAGCGCGUGGUAGAUGUCAUCUUCAAGGCAUUCAAGGCCGUGGCCGCCAGCCAAGGUUGUAUGAACAACCUGACGUUCGGUACUGACGACGAGGAGAACGGCUUUGGGUACUACGAGACCAUCUGCGGUGGUUCUGGCGGUGGUCCGACCUGGGAUGGAACCAGCGGCGUGCACACAAAUAUGACAAACACGCGCAUCACCGACCCCGAGGUCUUGGAGAGAAGAUACCCAGUCAUUCUCCGGAAGUUCUGUCUUCGAGAAGGCAGCGGAGGAGCCGGCGCCCACCCGGGUGGUGAUGGCAUCAUCCGCGAACUGGAAUUUUCAAUCCCGACUAAGGUGUCGAUCCUGAGCGAGCGCCGCACGUAUGCUCCUUAUGGUCUCGAAGGUGGCCAAGAUGGUGGAAAGGGCCAGAACCUCUGGGUGAAGAAGAGUGGACGAGUGAUUAACCUGGGAGGUAAGAACACGGCCAUGAUGGCAACCGGUGACCGAAUCGUCAUCAAGUCUCCUGGUGGCGGCGGAUGGGGCACUCCGGGGGCUUCAACUUCAUUCGGUGGAGGUGGUGAGGUAGAGACCAAGCAUCAGUUUGUGGGAAUUGCAAACGGCACAGUGGACAUGAUUCAGUCAAUGGGUGAGUCGGCUUGA